AUGUCAAUCAGUUCCGUGACCGGCCUCAUGUCAAGUUAUAUGCCCCUCUCCGAUCGCAGUCCUUCGGAUGAAAAGGACCCUUCACAACUUCGACCCGAUGUCGAGGCCGGUAAAACCACAACCCGCGAUGACUCGGAGCGAAAACCUUCGCGCUUCAUCGACGGUCGCACCGUGUCCGAUGCCAUCAUCGGUCUUUCCGAUGGCAUGACGGUGCCUUUCGCCCUAACGGCUGGAUUGUCGGCACUGGGCGAUACCAAAAUUGUUGUUUUCGGUGGACUCGCAGAACUCAUCGCAGGAGCUAUAUCGAUGGGACUCGGUGGGUAUCUAGGUGCGAAAAGCGAGGAGGAGUCAUACAAAGCUACAUUGAAAGAAACAAAGACGCAGACCAUGACAGAUCCCGCCUCUGUGUCAGACACCAUCUCCGACAUCUUCGAGCCCUAUGACUUGCCUUCUGAACUCGUCGCACAACUCAAAAACCAUCUCUCCGAUUCUCCUAUGCUUCCAUCUUUUCUCAUGAACUUCCAUCACACUCUGCCCGAACCGUCAGGCUCGAGGGCUAUCGUUUGUGCUUUUACAAUUGCCCUGGGAUACUUCCUCGGUGGAUUCAUUCCUCUCAUCCCAUACUUUUUCGUCGGACCCAAUGAAGCCUUCAUCGCCCUGCGGUGGUCUAUUGCCACCAUGGUCAUUGCGCUCUUUAUCUUCGGAUAUGUAAAGACAUGCUUUGUCAGUGGCUGGCGUGGUCGUCGAAAUGUCCGUAAGGGUCUCAUUGGAGGUAUACAAAUGGUACUGGUUGGUGGUAUCGCCGCUGGUUCUGCGAUGGGGCUGGUGAAGGGCUUCCAGAUGCUGGCUGGUGGGCCUGAAGACAGCAAGCAUGACUGA
Penicillium robsamsonii is the source of this 879-nucleotide messenger RNA. Its product is annotated as VIT1/CCC1 transporter family protein. Gene Ontology annotation, cellular component: fungal-type vacuole membrane. Gene Ontology annotation, molecular function: iron ion transmembrane transporter activity; manganese ion transmembrane transporter activity. Gene Ontology annotation, biological process: intracellular manganese ion homeostasis. NCBI's taxonomy places the organism in Eukaryota, Fungi, Ascomycota, Eurotiomycetes, Eurotiales, Aspergillaceae. Bases 1 to 879 code for a protein of 292 amino acids. The transcript is spliced from 2 exons. The record is from RefSeq and is a predicted model, not a curated record.